This is a messenger RNA of Rhodotorula toruloides NP11, 828 nucleotides long. RefSeq names its product 20S proteasome subunit beta 7. The coding region runs from base 1 to 828 and encodes 275 amino acids. The record is from RefSeq and is a predicted model, not a curated record. The transcript has 8 exons. NCBI's taxonomy places the organism in Eukaryota, Fungi, Basidiomycota, Microbotryomycetes, Sporidiobolales, Sporidiobolaceae. Gene Ontology annotation, cellular component: proteasome core complex.
AUGAACCACUUCCCGAGCACAUCCUGGGGCAAGCCGCGCAACGAUACACUCGACCCGUACUCGACGUUCCCCAUCCACCAGGGGAGGGGCGCGGCAGCUGGCGGCAAGGACAAGUUCGCAGAGGGCGUCCAGCACACUCAACAACCGAUCAUGACGGGAACGUCGGUUCUCGGGCUCAAGUACAAGGACGGGGUCAUGCUGGCAGCCGACUGCCUCGCGUCUUACGGCUCGCUCGCGCGGUUCAAGGACGUCCGAAGGCUGCACAAGGUAUCCAACUCGACCAUGAUUGGUGCUUCGGGCGACAUGGCGGACUUUCAGCAGAUCAAGCGGAUGCUGCAGGGCCUGAUGACGGACGAGUCGAUUCUUGAGGACGGUCACGAGCUGUCGACGAGCCAGGUUUUCGAGUACAUGAGCAACGUCAUGUACUCGCGGCGGAGCAAGUUCGACCCGUAUUGGAACGCGGUGCUGGUCGCGGGCGUUGACAAGGGCGAGCCCUUCCUCGCACACGUCGACCUCCUCGGCGUCACCUACUCCUCCCCCUCGAUCGCAACCGGUUUCGGCAUGCACCUCGCCCAACCUCUCCUCCGCCGCUCGCUCGAAGAACUCGGUCCGGACGGCGAGAAGAAGCUUGAGGAGGCGGACGCGAGGAAGAUCCUCGAGAACGCGAUGAGGGUAUUGUUCUACCGCGACGCAAGGAGUUUGAACAAGUUCCAAAUUGCGACGGUCACGGCGGAGGGCGUCACGAUCGGCGAGCCGCAAUCAGCACCGACAUCCUGGGGUUUCGCCGAGGGUUUGCGAGGGUACGGCAACUCGGACGAGCACUACUGA